AUGAAGUUAAAAAGUGGAUUUCCCGAAGUUUCAUUUGUAAAAGAAAUACGCGAAAAUGCUUUCUUACCGGCAAUUGGACCGUCAUCAGUCUCCCGUACAGAACUUGGGUGUUCACCGUCGGAAAAUCAAGAAAUUGUUAUGAGCAGUACGGCUGCAUCAAAAACAGUAAACGAUGAGCGUUCUUAUCGUUCAUCACCAUCUGGGUCCGAACACAUAAGUUUUAGUCCGGCGACUUCAUCGGGACCAGCACAGUCGCCUGUGAUGUUCGCACCCCGUCCACGAGAUACCAAAUCAACGAACGGUGAUGAUCCUUCAAUGUUUGCGGUUUGCCAUCUGUGCCAGAACAAAAUUAUGUCUAGUAGAUUUUCGAAUUUGACAAAUCAUGUUCGACGACAUGCAACUCUGAAGCAGUUUCGAUGCUUACACUGCCCGUAUACGCACAAUGAAAUGGCGAAGGUGCGACUGCAUAUGCAGCAUAAUCAUAAAGAUAACCAAAGUCAGCCGAUGAAUGUUUUUACCCAAGAAAUGCAGGAUCAAUGGGAUUCGUUGAUGGAGCAGUGUUUCCCUGGAUACUUAAAAGUUGCAUCGGAAAACAGCUAUUUAGAAGAGACCAGAGUAAAACCCAUUAAUAACGAUCAACAAAGGCCCUGUUUGUACCGUAAACAGAAAUUUGUGUCGGAUGCCCUAGAAGAACAUCUAGAAAGGGUGCAUAAAGGUGAUUUUAUACUAUAUCAAUGCGAGGAGUGCGGAUACACGGCUGCAUGUGAGCGGAAAGUGAGGUUACAUAUUAUGCGUAUUCAUAAGGAAAAAGCUGCAGAUUUGGGUGUCAAAAUUCUACCCAGUGGAAGUAAUAAGGUUUUUAUUGAAGAAUGCUUCAGACCUGGCGAGGAAGAAGAAUCGGUUUCUCAACUUAACUGUUUAGUGCAAAAUGACGAAGGAAGGUUUUCUCCAGUAAUCAGCGAUGAAUAUUGUGGUCCAAGUGUGAAAAGUGAAUCUAAUGGCCAAAUACAGUGUAAGCUCUGCAAAAAGUCAAUAUCAUCAGGCCGAUCAAGGUCUGCGUUAAUGAAUCAUGCAAAGCGCCAUCAUGAGGAGAAACAAUUUUUGUGUUCUAUUUGCCACUAUUCAAGCAGUGAAGCAGCACAUGUUCGAACACACUUAGCAGCUAAACAUUCAAGUGGUGGAGGAAAACUAAUUGAUAAUAAUUCCGAAUUUCUCCAAAAUGCGUGGAUCGAGACAAUGAGGUUGUGUUUCCCAGAUUUGAUAGCGGAAAUAGAUCAGUUCCGCUUCAAACAUUCGAAAAAUAACGACGAAGUGAAAGAGACAAGUAUUCAAGGAGCUGCGUCGAUUAGAAAACCUAGAUGUAAACGAAAGAAAACUGAUGAGUCUUUGGUUGCUAAGGAGAAGAACAGUCAACUUGCUGUGGAACUACCACUGAUGUAG
Messenger RNA from Enterobius vermicularis (human pinworm), 1440 nucleotides. Lineage: Eukaryota; Metazoa; Nematoda; Chromadorea; Rhabditida; Oxyuridae. The record is from the annotation of a GenBank genome assembly.